CCGACUCCAUCAUCAGCAUCCGACGCUGACAGCGGUCGAAGACAGCAUCCCUAAUAUUACCGACCCACGGCAACAUCGCAGAAUAAAUUCAGAGCGAGGCCGACCAGGACUGACGUUGCUGUCUCGUGACAAUAUUGUUUAUUGAGGCUGCCAUCUUACAGAGCGCCGAGCUGCAAAAUAGUGAGUAGCCUUUGAUGAUGGACCGCCAGGAUGCUACAAUCGUGUGUGUGCCCCCACUACCUGCAUUAGGUUGUGAUGACCCACACUACUUCCAAAUGUAUCUGUGACCCUCCCCAAUCCUGACUCCUAACCUCUAAUCCCUGACCUUUGACCCCCACUAUGGGCAGUGUUGGCAGUGGGGUGGCAGGAGAGCAGGAGUUUGCCAUGAAGUCUGUGGGCACAAGGACCACCCUGCCUCGAGCCCCUCCUCUCUCUCGCCGUUGCCCUGCCGACCGCAGCUGCAGUGCAGAGCGGCUGCCCCGCCCUCCGGCGACUAUAUCUGACGGGACGGCUUCUAGCGAUGAGCGAGGGAGCGUUAGUUUUGGGACUGGGACCUGUACCGGGACUGACCGGCCCACCGAAACAGCGUCUUCCACCAACACUGAAUGUACCAUGACGGCCCCAUCCAACAACAACCAGUUGGACUGUGGCAACGGAGCAGGCAGGCGGGAGAGGGAGUGGGAAAGGCAGCGUGAGAGGGGGAGAGACAGGGACCGGGACCGAGACUGGGACCGAGAGAGGUUAGAGAGGGAGCGAGAGAGGGAGAGGAACCGGGAGAGGGAGCGGGAACGAGUGGAAAGGGAGAGGCUGGAGCGAGAAAGGGAGAGGGAAAGGGAGAGAGCCAGAGAGAGGGAAAGAGAGAGAAUUGAGAGAGAGAAGAUAGAAAGGGAGAGGGAGCGAGAGAGGGAAAGGGAGAGGGAGAGGGAAAGAGAGAGGCUGGAGAAUGAGAGGUUGGAUAGAGAGAGAGAGAGGGAAAUGCAAGCUGCAGGCUUGGAUGUUUGUGGGAACAUUGUAGGCCGAGGAGCAAAUGAGAAGAACGGUGUGGCCAUGAGCCAACACCACCACAGAGAGAUGGCAGCCAGAACUGACACUGAGAACAAUCCAGGCAGCCAUAACCCUCCAAACCACAACCCGCCCAAGAUCCUGCCAGUGUCGGGGAAACUCGAGCAGGCAAUGCAGAACAACUCAGGCCUCGUUCGUCCUUCUGCCUUCAAGCCGGUGGUUCCCAAGAGCUUCCACUCCAUGCAGAACCUUGUGGGCCAAGCAGGAGGGGCUGGGAGUGAGGGCAAGACUGAGGCAAGGAGUGAAGGGUUCUGUGAGAGCAGAGGAGGCAGGAGAGGCAGGGACGGGGCAGGAGCAGAAUCAGGAGAGGUCCCAGAGGCAUUGCUCCUGGAUCAGGACAGUCCAGUGAGGGUCAGCAGAAGUGAGGGCGGAGGAAAUGGUAAUGAAGUGGUUCAGGGAGGGAUGUCUGACUCAGGGAGAAACUCCCUGACCAGCCUGCCUACCUAUACAGGCUCGGGGUCCGGUUGUGGACCCCCAGCAGUCCUGGGGCCUCUCAGUGCUUCCACCAGCCACAUCAACAGACUGGGUAUGGUUGGUGCAGCUGCAGGCCUAGACAAGCUGGAAAAACCUGGCUACCAGAACGGGCUCAGCGCCUCAGACAGUGGCCGGUCCUCCUCAGGAAAGAGUUCCUCGUCCUAUCAGAGACUGAGCCAUCUGAGUGACGCCCCAGCACCUCUACGCCCCUCCCCUUCAUCUGAUGAUAUCAUCCAGGAUCUCGAGGACCGCUUAUGGGAGAAAGAGCAAGAGGUGCAGCAUAUGCGCAGAAACCUGGACCAAAGUGAGGCAGCAAUCAUUCAGGUGUUUGAGGAGAAGCAACGUGUCUGGGAGCGACAGAUGGACGAGCUGAGACAGAACUAUGCCUCGCGCCUGCAGCAGGUUACCCGUCGUGCUCAGCGCUCUCAGACUGCCCUGCAGGCCCAGAUAAGCCGUCUGUCCCAGGACAAGAGGAGACUCCAGGAGGAGAUGGCAGCUCUCUUGGCCCAGAGAGAGGAGCUGGAGAGAAAGUGUCUGGAUUACAGGAAGGAGCAGGCUGACAUUUUGCCUCGUCUGGAGGAGACUAAGUGGGAGGUGUGUCAGAAGGCAGGAGAGAUCUCCCUGUUGAAGCAACAGCUGAGGGAGAGUCAGGCUGAAGUGACCCAGCGAGCUGGAGAGAUGGUGGCCCUGAGAGGCCAACUGAAGGAGCUCAAUGCCCAGCUGAGGGAGCGAGAGGAGGCCAUGCUGGGCCUGAAGGACUCCUAUAGCACCAAAAGUCUGGAGCUGGAAAAGUGUGAGGGGGAGCUGAGGAGGACUCUGUCAGAGGUGUCCAUCCUUAGAGAGAAGCUGGGUGUAUUUGAGGCAGAGGUGCUCAGUUUAAAGCGUGCUCUAAGUGAAGCCAGCAGAGGAGCAGAAGUUGUUAUGAGCCCCAACUUAGCUGCUGCAGGGCUGUUGCCCCCCUGGGGAGUCGUUCACUGCACGCGUAACCCCACUGAGCCCUCAACCAGCUCCCUUACCCCCACAUCUGACACCCUGCUGAGUCUUCAGAGUGAUGAGGCCAAAGCCCAAAGACAGGAAGCUCAGAGACAGGAGAGGCAGCAACGCGAGGAAGCUCAGUGGCGCGACGCCCAGCAGCGUCAAGAUGCACACAUGCAGCAGGACAUCAGAAUGCGUCAGGAUGUCCAAAUUCGACCAGAAGCCCAACUCCGACAGGAGGCCCAGCUUCGUCAGGAGGCUCACCACCGUCAUGAAGCCCAAAUCCGUCAAGAGGCCCAACUACGGCAGGAAGCACAGCUGCGUCAAGAGGUGCAGCUUCGUCAAGAGGCCCAGUUGCGCCAGGAGGCCCAGCUCCGUCAGGAGGCCCAGCUCUGCCACGAGGCGCAAAUGCGUCAAGAGGCCCAGCUACGUCAUGAGGCCCAGCUCUGCCAAGAGGUGCAACUGCGUCAGGAUGCUCACCAGCCACAGAGAGUCCAGGAGGGUCACUGGGAUGAGGCAGGGGAGCUGCGCCGGCAACUAGAGCAGCUGCAGGCCGCACUGCGCCUGGAGCGGCAGCAACGGGAACGUCAGGCCCUCAACUUCGACCAGGAGCGACACACCUGGCAGGAUGAGAAGGAGCGGGUUUUGAAAUACCAGGCACAGCUGCAGCUCAGCUAUGUGGAGACGCUGCAGAAGAACCAAGCUUUGGAAAAACGUAUGAGCCAGUUGGGAGCCAAACCAACCACAACAGCCACCACCACCACUGUUACCACCACCAUUACCACCUCCCCCACCUCUUCCAGUUCUCCACCUCCACCACCAGCCCUCUCACCUCUGUCUCCUCAGCCCCCACCCUCGAUCUCUGGCCCCAUCGCCCUGACCAUCUCCCCUCCUUGUGAAGACCAGAAGGGCCCUCCUUCUCUCCAUCAGCUUGCCCCUCCCUGGGCAGGACCCUCACGCCUGGAGAGGAUUGAGUCCACAGAGAUAUAGAGACAGCUCCAUGAAAUUAAUUGUCCAGUUAGACACACUCGCAGUGAUAAGGCCUCACACACAAAACCACUAGAGCAUUCAGUUGAAACAUUUCAGUUGACAAUAGAAUAAAUCAGUUCAGUCUGACAUACUUUUCAAAACAACUGUAGACACUAAACAACAUCAAAGGCUGACAACAAAACCCAGAAUGAUCAAUAAAGCAGAUCAGCUGAACAGAAGGUUGAAUGCCUGUCUGUCACGAGUUGCACGCUACUGCGUCCUACAUGAUCAGUGUUCAUGAAAAGUGUGCCACACUGAUGGAUGGCAGAGAAAAAAACAAAACAUUAAAUGACAGCACUAAUACAGGGGUCAUUUCAUUCCCGUGCUAGAAAAAGACCAAGACAAUCAGGCAUAUUGUCAGAAAUUAUCAACAAGAAUAUUAUGCGGUAUUUAGUCAUUGUAAAUCUGUGUCACUGGUUAUGUAAAAGUAGACUUAGUGGUCAGAGUGUGUUGUGUUAACUUGCAUUUUUGGCCAGAGAGCGCCUUACUACAUUCUUUCCAGCAUGUACAAGAGAAUAACUAACGCUGGAAAAGACAAAAAAAAAAAAAAUCAAGAGUGUGAUUAUCAUUUUGAGUGCUUUAAUUAUGAUAUCAGCAAACCAGUUACACAGCAUUAUUGUUUCAUGGAUUAUUUCCUUUAAAUCCCAGCAGAUAUGGACUGAUUCUCAAUUCAGUUUUCAAGUCAUUUCAUGCACAGGCUCCGACGUGCAUGAGCCAUUUAAACACAUCGCGAAGACCAACAGAGUUUAUAUUUUCUACAAAUUGAAUUAAAUAGAUAAGUUUAGCAGUUAAUGAACCCCAAAUGAAUAUAAGAGUUAAGACUUGGUUCGCCUUCACUGCAGAUCGCCUGCGGUGACUAAAAACAAACACUAGAGGUCAUUACAGAGCUUGCACAGCGCUCCCAGCUCAAAUUUCUCCUUAGUGAACUGCAAUGUCAAAGGAAGCACACAAUUUGAAUUUAGUUAUUAUGAUAAUUGUGUCAUUCGCUUUGUGCAUUUACAGCCAAGACGUCUGAGGAAUCAGUCAGUAUCCCCAAAGUUAAAACAAAAUUUAUAGAAUGUAUGAUAUACUAGAAAGAAGAAAUACUUAUAAUAGUUAUAGAUUGUAAAUGUGUGCUUGAGUGUGUGAGGGUGAGUGUGUGUGUGUGUGUGAGAGAGAGAGAGAGAGAGACAGUGGGUGUGUGCACGUGUGUAUACAUAUGAAAAGCUUCAGCUUAUGAGGUUUAGGAUAGAGGGACUAGUGGCAAUACAGCAGGUGAAGGUAUAUUCAGAUAAAAGGGUUUUUUGGGGGGAUGAGGUCGCUUUGAGUCCGGUGAAAUGUACAUCAGAGCUUGACACGAGGGCAAUGAGACUGAUAAUUCAAACUGGGGGGAGUCUGUAUAUCAUGGAAGACUCUACUUUUGUCUGUAUAAAUCGGGGAGAAGCAAGGAAAAAAAAAAACAGAAACGUGGAGAGGAUUCAGGCUAACUGCACUAUGUAGUGUCCUUCACACAAGUUACGAUGUACAGUAGACUCAGAUGUGAAUAUCAUGGCUUUUAUAUGUGUUGUUUAUGCCAGCAUACAAAGAUGUUGCUCAAGAAUAUUAACUUAUCUCUAAGGUAUUACAUAGUAUUAUCAUCUUUAUUACUGUUAUUAUAUUAUGGUGAACUGACAGAGAAAUAUGUGCCAUUUGAGCUUUCCUUUAUGUGUAUUUUUUUUUUUAAUCUGUGUAGAUAGCCUAUUGGCCUACCAUAAUGGUGCAAUCAUAGCGACCCUGUCCAAAAAUGAUGUUCCUUUUGAUGUAGUUGAUAAAUGUAGUUACAGUAUUGCAUUGUUUAGAGAACAAAAUGCUACAGAUUUUAUACAUGUUUCAGAUUUAUUGUUUGUAUUUAUGUUAUAAGUACUGUUCUGGCUUGAUUAAAACCAUCCCUUUGUUAAAAUUCAGCAGCACUAAAUAAAGAUAUGUGAAUAA
Scatophagus argus is the source of this 5490-nucleotide messenger RNA. It is a transcript of the gene lzts3b, whose product is annotated as leucine zipper, putative tumor suppressor family member 3b. The record is from RefSeq and is a predicted model, not a curated record. The transcript is spliced from 8 exons. Gene Ontology annotation, cellular component: dendritic spine. The coding region runs from base 340 to 3501 and encodes 1053 amino acids. Gene Ontology annotation, biological process: regulation of dendritic spine morphogenesis. NCBI's taxonomy places the organism in Eukaryota, Metazoa, Chordata, Actinopteri, Scatophagidae.